AUGGACAAGGUCGAGGCCAUUGUGAAGUCCCUCGUCACCCGCAGCGUUAAACACCUGGCGGGCCGCCUCAACAAGCUCAACGCUCCACCUCCCGCCAUACAAGAACCACAUCGUUCUCUACCACAACACCCAGCAGCCAAAUACCACGAGGCCCUCGCCAGGUACCAGACAAGGCUCGCCCACAUCCAGCUAAGCAGGCGCUUCAAGAAGCCAGGACCCAACAGCGCCGCCAUAUACCAAAGCCGCAGCGACAUCCAGAGCCUCACCUACAAGGUGCUCAGCAUCAACCCCUCUUCCGCUAAUACCAAACCGAGGGCGUAUUAUCUGCAAAAGGCUGAUAUCAGCCGUUACCUCUAUACUAGCCGCAUCUUAAACAUAGUCUCCAGCAACAGUCUUAAUUUCCUCCCCGCCCUCCCCCCCAGCAAGCUCGGCCUCACCUUGUCAGACUCACAGGACCUAGCUCGCCAGCUUAUCAGCCUCACAUCUGAGGAGGCCGAGGACGACAGAAGUAGCGCCGUCAAGCAGCUGGCCGCCUUCAGCCAGUUGUUCGCAAGAGUCAUCCAAGGCGAACAGGCAGAUCCCCUCUUCAGGCUCAACGUCAAGUCCAUCACCCACCUCGCAUCAAUAGCAGAGGCGCCCCAGCCGCCAAGACCUCCUAUAUCUGGCCCUGAGCGUAUCGCCACGCACGCAUAG
Colletotrichum chrysophilum is the source of this 693-nucleotide messenger RNA. RefSeq lists its product as uncharacterized. The record is from RefSeq and is a predicted model, not a curated record. Bases 1 to 693 code for a protein of 230 amino acids. The transcript has 2 exons. NCBI's taxonomy places the organism in Eukaryota, Fungi, Ascomycota, Sordariomycetes, Glomerellales, Glomerellaceae.